UGGUUACGUAGAGCCGCAGAGCGCUCCGCUCAGAGACGGUAUUAUUGUUAGCUAGAACUGUUUAUUAUUGUUUUUUUGAGAUAUUUAUUCGCCGCAGUUUGUACAGUACUGUGAGUGAGAUGGCUGGAGACUCGCAAGAGGUGCCAAAGCUGCAGCUGGAAGCUGUUAUUGGCUUUAAUGGUCACGUGUUAUCAGGCCUCCAAGCUCAUCCCGACAGAGAACACCUGAUUUAUCCUCUGGGCUGCACGCUGAUCAUCAAGAACCUGAAAAGUGGGAAGCAGGGGUUCCUUCACGGCCACACCAACAACAUCUCCUGCCUGACCGUGUCCAAGAGUGGACGCUACAUCGCAUCCGGACAGGUCACCUUUAUGGGCUUCAAGGCUGAUGUGAUAAUCUGGGAUUAUGCCAAAAGGGAAAUCUACGCCCGGCUCACGCUCCAUAAGGCCAAAGUGGAGGCGCUGGCCUUCUCCCCAAAUGAAAAGUACCUGGUGACUCUGGGUGGACAGGACGAUGGCAGUAUCGUACUGUGGAAUGUGGAGAAGAAGGAAGCUAUCUGUGGAAGCCCUGCAUCUGCCCACAGCGCUGGACACUGCCUGACCGUGGGUUACUCCAGCCACAACGACGACAUCUUCAUAUCAGCUGGAAAUAGGACACUCCGAGUGUGGGAGCUGGACCUUCCCAACAGGAAAAUCCGCCCCACCGAGUGUCAGACUGGACAGCUAAAGCGUAUCAUUAAGUGCAUCGAGAUUCCAGAGGAUGACAGUUUCUUCUACUGCGGCACCACCAGUGGAGAUAUAAUGAAAGUGAACCUAAAGAGCCGACUGCUGAGCAGCUGUGGGCCGGUCAAGCAGAAAUUCAGUAAGGGUGUGAAUGCUCUGAAGAUGCUGAAGACGGGGGAUCUGUUGGUGGGCUCUGGAGAUGGAGCUUUCAGUCUGUGCUCCUCAAAUAACUUCAAAAUCAUCAAACGAGUGGAGCUGGAGGGCGGCGUGUCGUCCGUGGCUCUGCGAGGUGAAGGUCAGCAGGUGUUUGUGGGCACCGACGCUGCUCAAAUCUACUGCUUUGGAUACACCGAUUUCAAACCUGAACUGAUCUCCACCAACCACAGCAGUGCAGUCUGGGAUACAGCCUUUCCUCAUGGUAGUUCGGAGCUUUUUGCCACCUGCUCCCAGGAUGAUAUCCGGGUUUGGCACACCGAUUCCUGUAAGGAGCUCCUGCGGAUUAAAGUGCCCAACAUGACCUGUAACGCUCUGGGCCUCACUCGGGACGGCCACAGCAUCUACAGUGCGUGGAAUGAUGGGAAAAUCCGUGUGUUUACUCCUGAGAGCGGCCGCCUGAAGCUGAUCAUCCACAAUGCCCACAGCAUGGGAGUGACCGCUAUUGUGAGCAGUGGAGACAGUAAACGGCUCAUCAGUGGAGGAGGAGAGGGACAGGUGCGUGUGUGGGAGAUCCUGCAGGACUCUUACAAGCUGGUGGCCACUAUGAAGGAGCACAAAGCUUCAGUGAACGCUAUUAAGAUCAAAAGUAAUGAUCAGGAGUGCGUGACGGCCAGCUCAGAUGGGGCCUGCAUCAUCUGGGACCUGCUUCGGUUUGUGAGGAAUCAGAUGGUUCUAGCUAACACACUGUUCCGGAGAGUCUGCUAUCAUCCUGAAGAAUAUCAGAUCAUCACCAGCGGAACGGACAGGAAGAUUGGUUACUGGGAGGUGUAUGAUGGUUCGGCCAUCAGAGAGCUGGAGGGCUCGCUGACUGGAGCCAUCAAUGGCAUGGACAUCAGCCAGGAGGGUGGUCACUUUGUCACCGGUGGAGAUGAGAAGCUGAUUAAGGUGUGGCAUUAUUUUGAUGGUGAUGUCACUCACGUGGGCGUCGGCCACAGCGGCAGUAUCAGCAGCGUUCGGAUCUGUCCCAAUAACAGAUUCAUCAUCAGCACCAGUACCGACGGAGCCAUCCUGAGAUGGAGAUACCCUCACUCCUCAUAACUCACUCCAGACCACUCACGCUGCUGCUGCAGCACCCCACUGAGGCAGGACACUCCCACUAACACGCUCGGCCCUGCAUUAAAGUGUCUUUCUGAACACAGAAUUAUUCUUAUAGUUAUUGUUAUUAUUUUGGAAUAAAAUCUUUACUUAUCCAGCUAACUUUAAGCUCGAUCUAACCCUGUCCCAAGACUGGAUCACUUUUGGACAACUAUGGCAACUUACUGCAUGCCUAACCUGUUUCAUGGCCAGUUAAAAGGCAGUUCCACCAAUUCAAAAUUCCUGCAUAACUUAGUGUGUGAGAUGUAAACAGCACCCUGCAUAUUAUGUAUCCCU
Molecule: messenger RNA, 2306 nt
Organism: Colossoma macropomum (tambaqui)
Lineage: Eukaryota; Metazoa; Chordata; Actinopteri; Characiformes; Serrasalmidae
Gene: cfap52
Product: cilia and flagella associated protein 52
Exons: 14
Coding region: 120-1973 (617 amino acids)
Biological process (GO): cilium assembly
Molecular function (GO): protein binding
Source: RefSeq, a predicted model, not a curated record